Brassica napus (rape) is the source of this 1874-nucleotide messenger RNA. RefSeq names its product MLO-like protein 14. Gene Ontology annotation, cellular component: membrane. The transcript is spliced from 5 exons. Gene Ontology annotation, biological process: defense response. The record is from RefSeq and is a predicted model, not a curated record. NCBI's taxonomy places the organism in Eukaryota, Viridiplantae, Streptophyta, Magnoliopsida, Brassicales, Brassicaceae. Bases 568 to 1245 code for a protein of 225 amino acids.
UUUCUUAUCAACAAUAAAAUAGUUGUUCUAAUUACGGGAAUCAAGAUCCACACAUGCAUUUAUUGAGUUGGCCAGUUUCCAAUUUGAUUCCUCUAGAUCCUACAACUAUGCUGUCAAUCCACAUUCUGUUUUUAAUAAUUUAACCAAAUCUUCAUUAUAGGCUUAAUUAAUUACUUGAGUAUAUAAUCUUUUCGAGAGUAGAACGAAAUGUUUGUUAAAAUCUUUAGCUUUCAGUAAACCUUUGCUAUAAAAAAGCCUUCUCUUCUCUCUUUAUGUGGUAUUUCUUCACCAGUCUCUCAAUCAUCUUCUUUGCUAACAAGACUAUACUCGAGUGAUUCUCUGUCCCCGUAAGUAAGUUCUCCUAGUUUUUAUUAUUUCCUUUUUUAGUUUACAGCUUUCCGUCGAGUUUUAACUCUUCUAUACGGUUGAUUAUUUUAAGAGACUCUUAUUUUAAAUACAGGAUUAUGAUCUAUCUAGAUUUUACAGCCUAAACUUCUUGCACAAGAAGAAUAUAUUGUGAGUAAUCUAUUGGAAUUUAAAAAAAAAAAACAAAGGAAAGACGCAGCAAUGAGAGAAGAAAAUGAUUAUGGAGCAGAACCAAGGGAGAGAACGUUGGGUCUAACACCAACUUGGUCCGUUGCUACAGUUUUGACUGUCUUUGUAGUUGUUUCUUUGAUUGUUGAGCGUUCCAUUCAUCGGCUUAGUAACUGGUUGCGGAAAACAAAGAGGAAACCUUUGUUUGCUGCAUUAGAGAAAAUGAAAGAAGAGCUGAUGCUGCUCGGAUUCAUAUCUCUUCUUCUUACAGCUAUCUCUAGCACAAUAGCUAACAUAUGCGUUUCUUCAAGUUUCUACGACAACAGAUUUGUCCCAUGUUCCCGGUCUGAGAUCAUUGAGGAACAUGAUAGUACUAUUUCAUCUGUCAAACGGACUCGGUUGACGAGAUCUCCUUUCUUCCACAUCUUGAGGAGAAGAUUGGUUGGCAUUGGCGAGACUACUUGCAGUGAGGGACAUGAGCCAUUUGUUUCAUAUGAAGGCAUGGAACAAUUGCAUCGCUUCAUAUUUAUAAUGGCAGUCACACAUGUAACUUACAGCUGCUUGACUAUGCUCCUUGCAAUCGUGAAGAUUCAUAGAUGGAGGAUCUGGGAAGACGAGGCUCAGAUGGAUCGAAAUGAUUGCUUAACAGGUGAGCACAUAGUGUUAUCUACUCCUUUCAGAUUAGCACAAAAGAUUCCUACUCUAUUAUAACUAAAACCAAGAUUUUGACCCGCGCGGGUAUUUUUGGGUUGAUUGUUUUAUAAAAUUUGAAUGAAUUUAUAACUAUUUAUUAAAUAUCUAUACUAUUAAAAAGUGUUCCAAUCAAUCACCGGCAAUUUUGGUCCAUUGUCUCCAUGAGUGGAGGACUUUGACCUAUACGCGCCAAGCAGUCUUGUGUGGUUUGAGGUCUUUCAAGAAGGUCAUCGGCUUAUUAUUAACCAUGUUUUUGGAAUCGUUUUUUUGCUGGCUUUUUUCGGGUGUUUUAGUUUUGAUAAAGUUAAUGGUUAAAGGAUAUCGAGUUAGUCAGUAUUUAUAAUAGGAGAGGUUUGUAGACGACGUAAGUUAAGAGAAGUUAUGAUAUAAUAUUUUGUAAUCAAUGUAGAUUACCAAAAAUUUUGGUAGAAAAUAUAAAUAGAAUCGAUUAUAUAUUUUGGUUGAUAGAAAUAAAGGUACUUGGCCUUAAUAAAUAAACUUGUAGACCAAGUAAUUUAAUUUUUAAGUAUUUUUUGGUUAGAUAAUAGUACAGUAGAACAUCUAUAAAAUAAUCGAUAAAUUAAUAAUCUCUAUAAAUUAAUAAAUUUUACCGUCCCAACUUGGGUCAGUUCAAAAUUUGACACAAA